GCUAUCCAAGUCCUAAGGGAAUUCACUCUCUACCAAAAACAAAAAUCUCACCCUCCUCAAGAAAAUCAAACCAGCCGUUAGAAAAAUGGCGGAUGUAGCUACAAAGACAUCCGUGGAAGAUGAGGUGAAGAAAACAGAGCCGUCUAGUUUGUUGGGGAAGCUAGAAACAGACGUGGAGAUCAAGGCUUCGGCUGAUAAGUUUCAUCACAUGUUCGCUGGGAAACCACACCAUGUCUCCAAAGCAAGUCCAGGCAACAUUCAAAGCUGUGAUCUGCACGAAGGCGACUGGGGCACAGUUGGCUCUAUCAUCUUCUGGAACUACGUUCAUGAUGGGGAGGCAAAGGUGGCUAAGGAGAGAAUCGAGGCGGUGGAGCCGGAGAAGAACUUGAUCACGUUUAGGGUUAUAGACGGUGAUCUGAUGAAAGAGUACAAGAGCUUCUUGCUCACGAUCCAGGUGACCCCCAAGCCUGGCGGGCCUGGAAGUAUUGUGCAUUGGCACCUUGAGUAUGAGAAGAUUAGCGACGAGGUAGCUCAUCCCGAGACUCUUCUUCAAUUCUGUGUCGAAGUGUCCAAAGAGAUCGACGAACAUCUCUUGGCUGAGGAAGAAGAGGUGAAGACAACAGAGACGCCUAGUUUGGUGGGGAAGCUAGAGACAGACGUGGAGAUCAAAUCUUCAGCUGAGAAGUUCCAUCACAUGUUCGCGGGAAAACCACAUCAUGUCUCUAAAGCAUCUCCAGGAAACAUUCAAGGCUGUGAUCUGCACGAAGGCGACUGGGGCAAAGUCGGCUCUAUCGUCUUUUGGAACUAUGUUCAUGAUGGGGAGGCAAAGGUGGCUAAGGAGAGGAUCGAGGCGGUUGAGCCGGAUAAGAACUUGAUCACGUUUAGAGUUAUCGACGGUGAUCUGAUGAAAGAGUACAAGAGCUUUGUGAUCACGAUCCAGGUGACCCCUAAACAUGGAGGACUUGGAAGUAUUGUGCAUUGGCACCUUGAGUAUGAGAAAAUUAGCGAGGAGGUGGCUCAUCCCGAAACUCUCCUCCAAUUCUGUGUCGAGGUCUCCAAAGAGAUCGACGAACAUCUAUUGGCCGAGGAAUAGAGGACAGUACUCUUCGUGUUUGAAUUUAAAUGCAAUAAAUAAGGACUAAGAGCCAUGUGUGAGAUAGAUAAAUGUGAGUGUGUAUACUAAGAUCGUUUUACCUUGGCUAUGAUAAAGCUACUACAAAUAUAUAUAUGUUUGUU
Arabidopsis lyrata subsp. lyrata is the source of this 1236-nucleotide messenger RNA. RefSeq names its product MLP-like protein 28. NCBI's taxonomy places the organism in Eukaryota, Viridiplantae, Streptophyta, Magnoliopsida, Brassicales, Brassicaceae. The record is from RefSeq and is a predicted model, not a curated record. Gene Ontology annotation, biological process: defense response. The coding region runs from base 86 to 1093 and encodes 335 amino acids. The transcript has 3 exons.